GAAAAGAGAAGUGUAUCUGUAAAAAAAACAGUGAAACAAUGUUAAAAUAGUCAAAUAUUACAUCUAUCUUUGUCAAAUUUGCUUGCAAACGGCGCAUAAGACAACCACACAAAACUCAAACGAUACGACCUACCAAGGACAAAUCAAAUAUCCAAUUGACCUUCACCGUUCUAGCCAAUGAAAGACGAAAAAACCUGAGUCGCGGAAAAUAUAACACGUUAUAACGUAUAUCCUCACCCACCUUUUUACAAAGUCACUGAGAGUUUUGUUCCAUUCACUCGAAUUUCUGGUGUUCCUAGUCAUUGACGUUGUAAAUAUCUUUAGUUAUCCUCAUUUGCUUAUUCUUAAUUUGUUUGUCUUUUGAAGCAUGAUUCUGUUGGUACCCGCUUUGUUUAUUGUGUCGUAAACGUGAUGCAAAAUCCUGAAUCUAGUUCCAUUUAAUUGUCAUUGGUAUUAUUUCUAUAGUCCACCAGUCCUGCUAAUUAUUUAUCUGUGCUCUCCACCUCUGUUCCUUUUUGUCCCUCCGAUUCCUUUACAUUCAUUUGUUAAUCCAUCUUAUUUGUGCAAUGUUAUUUUAGCCGGUUUUGAGGCUAAGAAGUACAUACGAAAUAAGUCGGCGUCCACGGCUUUUUCCCAACAGUAUCUCUUAAUACAGUGCAUAAUUCCUAAUAUGUAACUAUGGAUGAUUUUAAGCUAGUUUUUAUUUAGGAGUCGAAUAAUUUUAAAGUGGUGAUGUAAAGGUGUUUUGAACGAAGCCUCAUACCGUAAUGUAGUGAACUAAUGUUUGGGAAAAGUGUCUGUAUAUAUAAAUAGUCCUCUUAAGUGGUCCUCUUAAAUAUAUAUAUAUAUAUAUAUAUAUAUAUAUAUAUAUAUACUUCUGUAGUCAUAUGUCUUAACGAGCUUUAAGGUAUGCAAAAUCAUUUUCAGGAUAUAUUUACGAAGUGGAAAGUUGGGCAGCACACGUUUUAACCUUAUUGAAUAAAGGGUAUUCUAAACCUACAGGAAUCCACUCUCAAAUCCUAUGGUGACAACCCGCUGCUCAUGAUGCGUAACGGUAAAGCUCAACCUUAUUGAUUUUUCUAACAAAUAGUCUCAUGUUAUGUUAUUCACAACUAUGAUUGCACAUUGGAUGCCUUGCAAAAUUGAAGCCAAAGGAGUCAAAGUAGAUACGGACCUUAUUACCAUGGGCUCUUUGAGUUCUGAGUGCAAUACUAUGAACAAAAAUUCAAUAUUGACUUCGAAUUUUCGGGGUAGACCACUGCGAGGUGUUCAGUUAGAUUUCCCAGACGGUUAUUCUCCGGUGACCGUUCAUCACAGUGGAGUGGCAUCAGAUGAACUGGAACCAAUUAAGUUUGGAACAAAACUAGAUCAGGUUAUCUUGUGGAAUUUGUCGGCACCACCAAGUUUCUCAGAUCCAAUACCAUUGUCACUCACGUGGCUUCAUUUGGCUAAUGUUUUGCAUUCACAGUCUUAAUGUUUAGUAACCACUAUUUCCUGCAUUUUUUAAGCUUUACAAUAUUACAUUUAUGUUAUAUUUGAUUGUGUAAGUAUACAAAUAAAUAAGAAAUUACUAUGAA
This is a messenger RNA of Trichobilharzia regenti, 1577 nucleotides long. Lineage: Eukaryota; Metazoa; Platyhelminthes; Trematoda; Strigeidida; Schistosomatidae. The record is from the annotation of a GenBank genome assembly.